AUGGGCAACUUCAGCAUGAGCAAGACUCGUGCGUACAAUUGGUACAUCUCGCUUGUAGCAGCAUCAUGCAUGGUUCUUUACGGUUAUGAUGCAUCGGUCUUCAAUGCCGUCCAAGGAUCGAAGCACUGGGUUGCCUACUUUGACAAGCCUAGUCUCCAAACAAUCGGUGCCAUCAACACUGCCUACACCGUUGGAGCUAUCGUCGCGGGUUGGUUCAUGGGCGGACCCAUUGCUGAUUACUUCGGUCGUCGUGUCGGUAUGGCUUCCGGUGCCCUUCUCGUCAUCAUCGCCACCUUCAUCCAGACCUUUACUCCCCGCCACAACCUCGCUUGCUACAUAGUCGGCCGUGUCGUCGUCGGUCUGGGACAAGGUCUCGCUCUGACUGCUGGACCCAUCUACAUUGGAGAACUCGCUCCUUCCGAGAUUCGCGGAAAGAUCAUGUCAUUCUGGCAGAUGUUCUACAGUGUCGGUUCUUUCAUCGCCUACUGGGUCAACUUUGCAUGCUCAAAGCACAGAGCUGAACUCGGCGAGUGGGACUGGAGAAUGGUCACAGUCUUCCAACUCCUCAUGCCUGUCCUUAUCCUCUCUCAAGUAUUCUUUAUUCCGGAGACGCCCCGUUGGUAUUUGCAACACGGUGAUGAUGGCACAAAGGCCAAAAGAUCAUUGAUGAAAGUCCGCGACACCGAGCAAGAAGUCGAUGACGAGAUUCUCAUGAUCAAGGAAGCACUCGAGUUUGAGAAGGAAGCAAUCUCAAGCUCCUAUUCUGCCCUCUGGAAAGACCCUUCCGUUCGCAAGCGUCUGUUGCUUGCUUUCGUUCUCAACGCCGGUCAACAGAUCACGGGACAAGGUACCCUCAACACUUACAGUACAAUCAUCUACAAGAAGGUCUUCGCCAGCGACUCCACCAUCGCCCUCAUCAACGCCCUCAACGCCACUUUUGCAAUCUUCUUCACGAUGAACGCAACUUGGACAGUCGACCGCUUCGGCAGAAAGUUCCUCCUCAUUGUCGGUGCCAUCGGUAUGGCAGUCUGUAUGAUCAUUGUCGCAGCCGUCGUCACCGAAACACCCGGCGGAAACACAAAAUCAGAGCCCGUGGGCAUAUCAGUAGUAUUCCUCCUCUUCCUGUUUGCCUUCUUUUACAAGCCGUCAUGGGGAGCUACAGUAUGGAUCUGGACAUCGGAAAUCUUCUCCAUGAACGUUCGCGCACAAGCAGUCGGCAUGGCUUCCCAGACCCAGAAUGUCGCAAACUUGAUCGUGCAGCAAUUCUUCCCUACUUUCCUCAACAACUGUGGGUUCUACGCUUUCUACAUGUUUGCUGGUAUCAACAUCUUGUUGGCUGUCUUCGUUUGGUUCUGCAUCCCCGAGACCAAGAACGUGACCUUGGAGGAGAUCGACACUCUAUUUGGAGGUCAAAACCAUGUGGAGAGAGGCGGAGAUAUAAUGGGAGUUAUGGAUGCUAGACAUGCUAACGCAGAGAAGUUUGGUGUCGAGACGGUUGAAGAGAUUAGAGAGGAGAGGAGAUGA
This is a messenger RNA of Aureobasidium subglaciale EXF-2481, 1524 nucleotides long. RefSeq lists its product as uncharacterized. The transcript has 2 exons. NCBI's taxonomy places the organism in Eukaryota, Fungi, Ascomycota, Dothideomycetes, Dothideales, Saccotheciaceae. The record is from RefSeq and is a predicted model, not a curated record. Bases 1 to 1524 code for a protein of 507 amino acids. Gene Ontology annotation, cellular component: membrane. Gene Ontology annotation, biological process: carbohydrate transport; transmembrane transport. Gene Ontology annotation, molecular function: carbohydrate:proton symporter activity.